This is a messenger RNA of Dermacentor silvarum, 954 nucleotides long. Its product is annotated as cytochrome P450 2U1-like. Gene Ontology annotation, molecular function: monooxygenase activity; iron ion binding; heme binding. The coding region runs from base 1 to 399 and encodes 132 amino acids. The transcript is spliced from 3 exons. The record is from RefSeq and is a predicted model, not a curated record. NCBI's taxonomy places the organism in Eukaryota, Metazoa, Arthropoda, Arachnida, Ixodida, Ixodidae.
AUGAAUGACCUGCAGAGAUCCAGUCAUCUAGUAGCGGAAGACACAGUGAUCGGUGGCUACCACGUUCCCAAGGGUACCGUGUUGCUGCCAAACUUUUGGGCCGUCCACCAGAGCACCGAGCUCUGGAAGGAGCCCGAGAAGUUUGACCCGUCGCGGUUCAUCGGACCUGACGGCAAAGCACCGUCCACUAGGCCUGCACACAUCAUCACCUUUUCGAUAGGUAAAAGAAUCUGCCCUGGAGAAAGCUUGGCCACGGCUGAGGUUUUCCUGUACCUGACCAUGCUGCUUCAGAAGUUCAUAAUCCUUCCCGAAGAGGGCGCCACCGUGCAAAUUGGAUCGUACCAGCCGCUAUCAGAGCACGCUGCUACAAAGAUACGUUUCCUGCCCCGCUCUGAUUAAACUCUACGUAGGAAGGAACUGAGGACGCAGCAACAUUAUAUAUCCGUACGCUGCGUCUGGCUGCAUCUAUACAGUAUCUCAGAAACUUAGCGUGAGCAGAACAUUCAUAUAUUACAUAGGCCACUUGCACCUGCUUGGAGUUUUCUGAAAAGCCACACCAAUGCGUACCCUGAAUAGACUCCGGGAGCAUAAUAACAAUGCAAAAUACGGCUCAUCGGGGUUAUUUUACCGCAAAGGGUGUUUGAUCGUGGUUUGAUCAAACACCCAAAAACCAGGUUUGAUCACACCAGCGUAAUUUGUGGGAGCAUCGAUCAGACGAAUCACGAGAUCACCGUCUUGAAGCGGCUUAGUUAACCUGAUCGUUUGCGCGUAUGGCACUCGGUGAUCUCGCGUUAUCCGCUAGCUUCCCGUGUCUUUGGUUUUUCGCCCUUGAUUCCAAGGGAAAUUUAAGUGGAAGAUCCUUUUUUGUAGCGCUCAUUUCUUUCAUGUUUCUUUUUCUCGCACAUCUCUACAUAAAUUGUGCGCACAUGUGUAUUAAAAUUAUUUGGAAAUACA